Messenger RNA from Opisthorchis viverrini, 1203 nucleotides. RefSeq lists its product as hypothetical. Lineage: Eukaryota; Metazoa; Platyhelminthes; Trematoda; Opisthorchiida; Opisthorchiidae. Gene Ontology annotation, molecular function: protein serine/threonine phosphatase activity. The transcript is spliced from 6 exons. The record is from RefSeq and is a predicted model, not a curated record. The coding region runs from base 1 to 924 and encodes 307 amino acids. Gene Ontology annotation, biological process: peptidyl-serine dephosphorylation; double-strand break repair via homologous recombination. Gene Ontology annotation, cellular component: cytoplasm; nucleus.
AUGGCGUCCCAGAGUGAUUUAGACAGACAGAUUGAACAGCUAAGGGCGUGCAAACUCAUAACCGAGGAUGAGGUUAAAUCCCUCUGCGCCAAAGCCCGAGAGAUACUUAUAGAAGAGAGCAACGUUCAGUGCGUGGAUUCCCCCGUAACUGUUUGUGGCGAUAUUCACGGUCAGUUUUAUGACCUGAUUGAACUUUUCAAAGUUGGAGGCGAUGUUCCUGACACGAACUACUUGUUUCUCGGUGACUUCGUUGACCGUGGCUAUUACAGUGUCGAGACGUUUCUUUUGUUGUUGGCAUUGAAGGUUCGGUAUCCUGAUCGCAUAACUCUCAUACGUGGUAAUCACGAAAGUAGACAAAUCACCACAGUGUAUGGCUUCUACGAAGAAUGUUUACGGAAAUAUGGAUCCGCAAUGGUUUGGAGGCAAUGUACUGAAAUUUUCGACUACCUGUGCCUUUCUGCAAUAAUUGACGAUCGGAUAUUUUGUGUCCACGGUGGCCUCUCUCCUACGAUCACAACGCUUGACCAAAUACGAACAAUCGACCGGAAGCAGGAGGUCCCCCAUGACGGUCCAAUGUGCGAUCUUCUGUGGUCUGAUCCAGAGGAUGCCCUUGGCUGGGGUGUCAGUCCUCGAGGAGCCGGAUACCUGUUCGGAUCCGAUGUUGUCGCCAGUUUCAAUCAGUUGAAUCGUUUGGAUCUAAUUUGUCGAGCACACCAGCUGGUAAUGGAAGGAUACCGUUGGCACUUCAACGAAAGCGUCCUCACAGUUUGGUCGGCACCAAACUAUUGUUAUCGCUGUGGAAAUAUUGCAGCAAUCCUCAGACUGGACGAUCGGUUGAAUCGGGAUUUCAAAAUAUUUGACGCCGCUUCACAAGAUGUUCGGAACAUCCCAGUCCGUAAACCGGUUCCAGACUACUUUCUUUGAACGAAUAUUCGGUCGAAACUUGGCAGUUGGUUGCAGUGUUAUGCAACCUGCACACUACCCAGGAAAUCAGGGACAGCACCUCACCCUUUCUUUUCCGUGCGCUCCACAUUUGUGCAUUUUGUACUACUGAUUCAGAUUUACCGCCCAACCGUGUAUAUUGUAAAAAUCCCAAGUUCCCUUGCUAUAUUGCAUACUUUAACGUUUUUUAGGCUAUGUUGGUCUAUUGGAUAUGCAAAGUUUGAGAAUAACCUCGCUUUUUAAAGAGCUAACAAGAGUGAU